Molecule: messenger RNA, 1254 nt
Organism: Diospyros lotus (date-plum)
Lineage: Eukaryota; Viridiplantae; Streptophyta; Magnoliopsida; Ericales; Ebenaceae
Product: trans-resveratrol di-O-methyltransferase-like
Exons: 2
Coding region: 1-1068 (355 amino acids)
Biological process (GO): methylation
Molecular function (GO): S-adenosylmethionine-dependent methyltransferase activity; O-methyltransferase activity; protein dimerization activity
Source: RefSeq, a predicted model, not a curated record
AUGGAACCCAAUUCCGGCCAAGCAGCAAGUGAAUCGUUCAGAGCUCAAGCUCUCAUCUACAAGCAUGCCCUGAACUACGGAACCUCCUUCUGCCUCAGCUUUGCGAUUCAGCUCGGAAUACCGGACGUAAUCCACCGCCAUGCGCAGCCCAUGACUCUCCCGGAGCUGGUUUCGGCUCUCCAACUGUCGCCGGAAAAAACCAUUCCUCUUCGCCGGGUCAUGGCCUUGCUGGUUCACUCGGGAUUUUUUUCUGUUAAUUUCAACAAGGAACAGAAAGAAGAGUAUUCUCUCACGCCAUCGUCCAGGCUGCUCCUCAGAGGUGAGCUUUCCAGCUUGUCGCCAUUUGUCCAGGUUCUAGUCCAUCCGGUUCUCUCCAAUCCUUGGCGGUUUUUGGGAGAUUGGUUCAGGGGAUGCAAGGAACAAACAGUUUUCGAGACUGCUCACGGGGUUGGGUUGUGGGAUUACGGUGGGAAGGACCCUGGAUUUAAUGGCCUUUUCAAUGAGGGAAUGGCCAGCGAUUCUCGGAUGAUGAGAUUGGUGGUCGGAGACUGCAAGGAAAUCUUUGAAGGGGUGAAUUCGCUAGUGGAUGUCGGCGGCGGCACCGGCAACGUUGCCAAGAUCAUUUUGCAGGCUUUCCCACAUAUAAAAUGCACGGUGUUUGAUCUGCCUCACGUUGUUUCAGGCCAGCCGGAGGAUACGAACUUGAGCUAUGUCGGGGGUGAUCUAUUCGAGUCCAUCCCGCCGGCGGAUGCCAUUCUCUUUAAGCAUGUUAUGCAUAAUUGGAGCGACGAGGAGUGCCUGAAGAUACUGAAGAAAUGCAGAGAAUCCAUAGCCAAAAAGAAGGAUGCAGGAAAGGUGAUCAUCAUAGACAUGGUGGUAGAUAUGCAGGGAGACGAUGCUGAUAUAACUGAAACUAAGCUUCUGUUUGACAUCUUAAUGAUGGUUUUGACCACUGGAAGGGAGAGAAAUGAGAGAGAGUGGGAGAAGAUGUUCUUGGAGGCUGGUUUUACUAGCUACAAGAUUACACCCAUCUUUGGUCUGAGGUCCAUUAUUGAGGCAUUUCCUUAGAAGAUCUCAGCCUUUCUAAUUAAGUUCUAAAUAAGGUUAUUAUACAAAAUGUGGGACACUUCUUGUUUUUGAUAAGUUUAUAAUUUUCUUGAACCUGAAUAAAUUGCAUGCCCAAGUUGCUUCAAUCUUGGAGUUUAAUGAUGAUUAUUCAAUUUGCUAUACAAAUAAAUAAUCAUUGUACUUUUA